Molecule: messenger RNA, 207 nt
Organism: Echinostoma caproni
Lineage: Eukaryota; Metazoa; Platyhelminthes; Trematoda; Plagiorchiida; Echinostomatidae
Source: the annotation of a GenBank genome assembly
AUGGACGCCGCCUAUCGGUGUGGCCUCGAAGCUCAGCUGGUACAAAGCGAGUACAAAGCAUUAAAUCGUGCAGCUCAACAUGAGAUAGAGGCUGAUUUGAAAAACAAGUUCACGGCACAACAACUGGAUGAAACUGCAUUGGAUAUGAAGAACACCUCUGCUGGUGUGCACUAUUAUGAAGGCGCGGAAAAUAUCGAACAGUGGUAG